AUGAGACUCACCAACAGUACGGUUCCAGUUUACACAGUCUCCGGCUCAUCUACCUCCCGAAGUCUUCCUGACUGGCUGUCGCAGAAACAAAGACAAAAACAAAAAAAUGAUCCCGAAUAUGCCAACAGAGUCGAAAUCCUACAGGACUUUGAAUUCGAAGAGGCGAGCGCUUGCGUUCGUGUCAGCGAAGAUGGCGAAUGGGUCAUGAGCACGGGGACAUAUAAACCUCAGAUUCACACACAUUAUCUACCUAAUCUUGCUCUAUCAUGGGCGCGGCAUACCGAUACCCUAAACAAAACCUUUCUCUUCCUCUCUUCCGACUAUUCCAAGACGGUUCACUUGCAGGAGGAUCGUUCAAUAGAAUUUCACACUCCUGGUGGCUGUCAUGACUCCCUACGGAUACCUAGAUACGGCCGCGAUCUGGCAUACGAUAGAAGCAGUACAGAAUUGCUUGUCCCUGCUGUCGGUGUGAAUUCGAAUGGCAUGGGCGAGGUAUUCAGGAUCAACUUGGAACAAGGAAGAUUCAUGAAAGAGUUUGAAGUUGAUGUCGGCGGGGACGAUUUGACUUCGAUGGGUGGCGGGGCCUUGCAAGGUGGUAUACGUACCGGGAGUGUGAAUACUGCUGCAGUGGCGGAAGGUAGUCACAAUUUGCUAGCAUUUGGGACGUCCCUCGGCACUGUGGAAUUCUGGGACUCGAGAGCCCGAGCUCGUGUCGCUACACUUGCGAUGCCCACUGAUCAUGAUGGCCGACCUGAAGUUACAGCUUUGGACUUUCAUCGCUCGGGAAUCAGUACUGCCGUGGGCACCUCAUCCGGACUCAUAUACCUCUACGAUCUUCGAUCCCCCCUACCCACGUUGAAGAAGGACCAGGGUUAUGGAUAUCCCAUCCACUACGUCCAACACUUGACCGCUUCGAGUACUACAAGAGCCUCAACUUCCGAGCCUAAGAUCGCUUCUGCAGACAAACGGAUAUUGAAAUUGUGGGAUCAGUAUGAUGGUGCGCCCUGGACUUCAGUGGAGCCCACGGUCGACAUCAAUUGUGUUGCUUGGUGCCGAGACAGCGGAAUGUUCUUGACCGCGAACGAGGGGCGACAACAGCAUGCCUUUUUUAUCCCUCAAUUAGGGCCGGCUCCCAAAUGGUGCUCAUUCUUGGACAACGUGGUUGAAGAGAUGGCAGAUGAUCCAAACGACCCCAUGGCGUUCUCCCGAUCAAAUGUUGGUGAAGUCUACGACAACUUCAAAUUCCUCACUCUACCUCAACUUCGCAUGCUCAACUUGGAUCAUUUGGUUGGAAAGACGAAUCUGCUCAGGCCCUAUAUGCAUGGUUAUUUUGUUGCACAGGGACUGUAUGAGGAAGCCAGGCUUAUCGCCAACCCCACCACUUAUGAGGAAGAGAGACAGAAACGUGUGCAGGCCAAGAUCGAAAAGGAGCGAGAAAGCCGAAUCCGUGGCAAGAAGAAGGUCACCGCAAAAGUCAACCGCAAAAUGGUGGAAAGAAUACUGGAUCGCGAGGAGAAGAAUGAAAGACGCCGUGCACAACGAGUUCUCGCUCAAGGGGGGGAUGAAAAGGAAAUCGAACAACCAGAAGGUGCCACAGAGGAGCCAGAGCCUACCAGUCAAGAAGAGAAAGGUCUUUUGGCAGAUUCUCGUUUCGCAAGGCUAUUCCAGGACGAAGAUUUUGCUGUGGACGAAACUUCUCGAGAAUUUCAACAGCUCAACCCGAGUACCAAGACUACUGUUUCCACGAAUUUGGAUCGCGAGAAAGGGCUCACUGCCGUGGAGGAAGAAGCCCUUGAUGAAGUACCUCCAUCAAGCGACGAAGAUGAUUUUGGAGCAUCUUCGAGAUAUAAGACCAAGGAACGCAUAUCCAAUGCUGACUACAAGCGUAAAUCCGGGCAAAAGGGAGGGAAGCAAAUGCAAAUGAAAGUUACUUCUUCUGCUGGCUCCAGGGCCAGUGGUAGGGAACAAGGAGAUCGAUCUUUUGGAUCGCGAGCGGACAACAUGAGACCUGGUCAACGUAUCAAACGAAAUGGUCCACGAGCGGUGGUCGGCAAUCAAGUCAUCACAUUUGACGCACCAAGCGGGAGAACCAAGAAUCGACUGGACACGAGAGACCACGGAAGAAGUGAAAAACGAUCCAAAGAUCGGAGAAGUGCAUCUGGAAAUACAUUCAGAAAAAUGUAA
Exophiala bonariae is the source of this 2184-nucleotide messenger RNA. RefSeq lists its product as uncharacterized. The record is from RefSeq and is a predicted model, not a curated record. Gene Ontology annotation, biological process: maturation of SSU-rRNA from tricistronic rRNA transcript (SSU-rRNA, 5.8S rRNA, LSU-rRNA). Gene Ontology annotation, molecular function: protein binding. Gene Ontology annotation, cellular component: 90S preribosome; nucleus; small-subunit processome. The transcript has a single exon. NCBI's taxonomy places the organism in Eukaryota, Fungi, Ascomycota, Eurotiomycetes, Chaetothyriales, Herpotrichiellaceae. The coding region runs from base 1 to 2184 and encodes 727 amino acids.